GGCAGCACCGCAGAUUUAGAGUGCGAUAACAAGGGGAAAUUGAAUUGCCCCAAAGGAGUGUAGCUGAGAACACGGGUGGAUUUGGGUGCACUGCACCAAUUCCAAUCCACUUGUGUUCUCAGGUCACCCCUUUGGGAACCGCUUGUUUCUCUUCUAAGCUACAACAACGUUGACAGAAAUUGUCAGAUUUAACCGUCCAGGAAGUGGGAAAUGGGAACAGAAACCCCUCCAAACCCACACACGCACAACACACAGUGAACCCGAACCGACAGCAGGACAUGGAAAUCGACGGCAAGCCAACCACGCAAAUCAAAGAGGGAGACCUUUUUAAGGCCGCGGAAUCCGGCGAUUCCUCUCUUUUCAAAUCAUUAUCUGAAGAGCAACUCCUCAAAGCCAGCUCCCUCCGCAAUGAAGACGGUCGCUCUCUCCUCCACGUUGCCGUUUCCUCCUCCAAGAGAGAGGUUGUGGAAAUACUAUCAGCUGCAAGCCCAUCAGUUGUAAACAGUUCUGACGAAGAAGGUUGGGCACCUCUGCACUCUGCUGCAAGCAGUGGCAAUGUUGAGAUUGUGGAGAUUUUACUCAGUAGAGGAGCUGAUGUAAAUUUGAAAAAUGAUGGUGGCCGCACAGCUCUUCAUUAUGCUGCUAGCAAGGGUCAGCUGAAAAUAGCUGCAAUUUUGGUUUCCCAUGGUGCAAAGCUCAAUGUCAAGGACAAGGUCGGAUGCACCCCAUUGCAUCGUGCAGCAAGCACUGGGAAUGCAGAGUUGUGUGAAUUCUUGAUUGAGGAAGGAGCAGAAGUUGAUGAUGUUGAUAGAGCAGGGCAAACUGCACUUAUGACUGCAGUAGUAUGCGAUAACAAAGAGGUAGCUCUCCUUCUUAUAAGACAUGGAGCUGAUGUGGAUGCCAAGGACAAAGAAGGAUACACCGUACUUGGGCGAGCAUCCGAUGGUCUACGGCCAAUUUUGAUCGAUGCCGCUAAAGCUAUGCUGGAAGACUGAAACAUAAUGAUACUCUCCUAGACACUAGAGAGACACAUGACGGAGUUGUAUCACAUUUAUGGCUUCUUCUAAGGCUUGAGUUGGUGUUCUUUAUGUUUAGUUAUCUUCAGAUGUUGAAUAUAACAAAGCAACAGAUGGGUCCUGAAUCAUCAUAUGAUUCCUAGUCUUCAAA
Sesamum indicum (sesame) is the source of this 1167-nucleotide messenger RNA. RefSeq names its product Ankyrin repeat family protein. The record is from RefSeq and is a predicted model, not a curated record. Gene Ontology annotation, molecular function: protein binding. NCBI's taxonomy places the organism in Eukaryota, Viridiplantae, Streptophyta, Magnoliopsida, Lamiales, Pedaliaceae.